AUGGCCCUGAUGGCAGGGAACGAAUGCAUUUAUUUAUUUGUACUGUCCUUUUUUUCCUUCCCAGGAACAGAUGAGCAUGGCUUGAAAAUUCAGACGGCAGCCACAGCUGCAGGUAUUUCCCCAAAAGAGUUCUGUGACCGUGUAUCAGCUGAAUUCCGGGAGCUCUUUGCACAGGCCGGCAUCUCCUACACCGAUUUUAUCCGCACCACAGAGCUACGGCACCGUCGGGCUGUCGAAUGCUUCUGGGCUGCCUUGCAGGGUGGGGGCUCGCUCUAUCGCGCUCACUAUGAGGGGUGGUAUUGCACAGCAGAGGAGAGCUUUUUGGCAGCGUCCCAGGUGACGGAGCGCCCUGAUGCCCAAGGGAGCAAGCAGAUGGUUUCCUUAGAGAGUGGGCACCAGGUGCACUGGACUAGAGAGGAAAACUACAUGUUCAAGCUGUCUGAGUUCCGGGAGCCAUUGCAGCGAUGGCUCUGUGAGAAUAAGGAUGCCAUAAACCCUGAGCCCUACUAUCAGCAGGUACUCCAGUGGCUGGAAGAGGACCUACCUGAUCUCUCUGUAUCGCGUGACCGAAACCGGCUGCAUUGGGGUAUCCCUGUCCCUGGGGACUCAACACAAACCAUCUAUGUCUGGGUGGAUGCUCUGGUGAACUACCUGACGGCUGUAGGUUACCCUGAGGAGCACCAGGCCUGGUGGCCCACCGCUUGCCACAUUGUGGGCAAAGACAUCCUCAAGUUCCAUGCCAUCUACUGGCCUGCCCUGCUGAUGGCUGCCGGCCUGGAGCCCCCCCUGCAGAUCCAGGUCCACUCUCAUUGGACGGUGCAAGGACAGAAGAUGUCCAAGAGCUUGGGGAAUGUCAUUGCCCCAAAGGACUGCUUCCAGCAUUACACGCUGGAUGGUUUUCGGUACUUCCUGCUGAGACAGGGUGUCCCAGAAUGGGAUUGUGAUUACUAUGAUGAGAAAGUGAUUAAGCUGCUCAACUCGGAGCUGGCCGAUGCCUUAGGGGGGCUCCUUAACCGGUGCACGGCCCCUGCCCUGAAUCCCAGUGGGACUUAUCCCAUCUUCUCAGAGGCGUGCUUCCCUAGGGACAGGGGGACUCAGACUAGAUCUGGCCAGGCUUCAGCGGAGGACUACAAGCUGGUGUCCUUGGUAGAGAGCCUGCCUCUGAAAGUGAGCACCUCUUUUGAUCGCUUCCAGAUCUACAAGGCUCUGGAAUCCAUUAUGGAAUGUGUGAGACAGACCAACGGCUUCAUCCAGAGGCACAGGCCAUGGAAACUCUGCCCUGAGGAUCCAGCACAGCGGCAGUGGCAAGAGACCAUUCUCCAUGUCAGCCUGGAAUGUCUUCGGGUAUAUGGGCUCCUGCUGCAACCGGUGGUCCCAGCCAUGUCUGACAAGCUUCUCUCAAGGUUGGGUGUUUCUCCCACAGAAAGAUCUCUAAAGAACUUGAACUUUCUUCCUCGCUACCAUGGCAGAAAAUGCCCCUUUGAAGGCAGGAAGCUUGGUCCAGAUCCAGGUCUCCUGUUUCCCAGGCUGAAGAAAUCUGAAGCCAGCAAUUGUACAGGUCCUUAAAUAUUUUUUUAAAAGGAAUUGGAGAGGAACAGGGAACUAAGGCUUCUGAGAGUGUGCAACUGGAAUGAACUAAAAGAAGGGAAAAAGGAUUCAUAUAAUAAUAUGGAACUACCUCAGACCUCUGAUUUGUUAUUAUUAGCUUUCCAUGCAUACUCCUUCUGCAGGUUACGUUUUUUCCAUUCUAGUAUAAUUCACUUGGAUUUAAGCAAUAGG
Messenger RNA from Python bivittatus (Burmese python), 1779 nucleotides. Lineage: Eukaryota; Metazoa; Chordata; Lepidosauria; Squamata; Pythonidae. The record is from RefSeq and is a predicted model, not a curated record.